UUUGUGUUGUGUCAUGUUAUAUGGGUUUAGAAUAUUCGAGGUGUCGAGAAACUAUCGUUUAUAAUUACCAGUUGCUUUUGUGGGCGCAGUAGUGCGCUCAAACUAAAAUAACUAGUCAUUGCAGGUAAAUAUGGCGGAUGAUGUCCCGGUUGACUCAGGGCCCGAGAAAGUAGUUGAGGAGGAACCUCAAAAAAGCGAUGGGGAACUGAAAGUAGAGGCCCAGCCUGAACCAGAACCCCAGACACAACAGCCUACAGAACCCAAUCCCGAACCCCAAACUAAUCAAGAGAUAGAAAAUGGAGCAGAAGCUCCUCCCAAGAGAAAAAUUAUAAUUCACGUGAAAACACCAAAGGAAAAGGAAUCGGUUGAGGUUGACGAGGAUAUUCAAGUAAAAGAUUUUAAAGAAUUCAUAGCCCCAAAGUUUAAUGCCGAACCAGAGCAGUUGUGUUUGAUUUUUGCUGGCAAAAUAAUUAAAGAUGGAGAUACUAUACAAUCUCAUGGCAUUAAAGAUGGACUUACAAUACAUCUGGUUAUAAGAGCUGCUCCUCGUACUAGCGAUAACAACCCACAACGUCCUCCAGCUGAUAUUGGUGCAACACCUUUUAAUUUAGGCAGUUUGGGAGGUCUGGCCGGCUUAGAAUCAUUAGGUUUAGGUUCAGCUAAUUUUAUGGAAAUUCAGAACAGAAUGCAAAGUGAACUGCUUUCAAAUCCAGAUUUACUUAGGUCACUAUUAGACAAUCCUUUAGUUCAGAGGUUAAUGAAUGAUCCAGAAAAUAUGAGAGCACUAAUAACUCGCAAUCCUCAAAUGCAAGACUUGAUGGAAAGGAACCCGGAGAUUAGUCACAUGCUUAAUAAUCCUGAAUUGUUAAGGCAAACUAUGGAAUUAGCUAGGAACCCUUCAAUGUUGCAGGAACUAAUGAGAAGUCACGAUAGAGCCAUGAGUAAUCUGGAAAGUAUUCCAGGAGGUUACAAUGCACUACACAGAAUGUACAGGGAUAUUCAAGAACCGAUGUUAUCAGCAGCAACUGAACAAUUCUCUCAGAAUCCAUUCUCUGGAGUGUUGGAUAAUACUCAAAUUAACAAUCCACAACAAGGUACAGAAAAUAGAGAACCUUUACCAAAUCCAUGGAGCAGAGGAUCUCCCAAUCAACAACCCUCACCCACCACACCUGGAAGGAACGUUGUUAAUAAUCCUCCUAUGUCGAGCUUAUUGCAACAAGUAUCAGAAAAUCCUUCUAUGAUUCAAAACAUGCUUUCUGCUCCUUAUACUAGAUCUGUUAUGGAUGCAAUGGCAGCUGACCCCAACAUGGCAAACGCACUGUUAGCCGACAAUCCUCUGUUGUCCAGAUAUCCACAGUUGCAAGAGCAGAUGAGGACCAUGAUGCCUCAAUUUUUGCAGCAGUUACAAAACCCAGAAAUGCAAUCAUUGAUGACCAAUCCACAAGCAUUGAAUGCUAUUUUACAAAUACAACAAGGAAUGGAUGUUUUAAGGCAACAGGCACCUUCUUUAAUAAACACGUUUUCGCCACAAAUGCCUUCUACACCGGGCACUACACCAACUACCCAGAGUAGUACCACUGAAGGGAGUACACCAACUACAAAUACACCAACUGUAACUAGUGCAACUCCUGGUUCUGGAACUGGUGGUGCAGCGAGUAGUGGUGAUCCAUUUUCUGAGUUUAUGGCACGUAUGGUGGCAGGUAUGACAGCUGGAACAGACCAAUCACUACCCCCUGAACAGCGCUAUCAACAACAGCUGGAACAAUUGACAGCCAUGGGAUUUUUGAACCGAGAAGCAAAUUUACAGGCCUUAAUAUCAACGUUUGGAGACAUAAAUGCUGCGGUGGAGAAGUUGUUAGCUUUGGGUCAGUUGUCUAUGAGCUAACCUUUUUAAUAUUACUUUAUAUUGCGUUAAGGAUGUUAGUCUCCUUUUUUAAUUAUCUUUCGUGCGUUAUUCCAACUCGUUUCCGCUAUCGAAAUUUUUUUUAAGCUGAUUGUCGUUGACUUUUUUAGAGAAUAAUUCUUUUUUCUUGGUGUUUUUGCUAUUAAAAUAAUAUUUAUAUUUUUUUUGGUCCAACGAACAUCAAUUAUUUUAAAAGAUUUAAAAUCGAUUUAUUUUAUUUAUAGAUUCUUAAAAAUACUCUUUAAGUAUUCAAUUUGGGUCAAAAUUAUGGGAGAGGUCAACAAGAAAAAUAUAAAAUAUAAAUAAGAGGUUUGCUUUGUUUAUUUAUUUUGUUAAUUUCAAUAUAACUGCUGCGAAGGUAUUCAAAUUUAUUUCGAUAGUUGUAUUAGUAAGAAUAUUUUACAACUACACAUUUCAACCGCGAUUUUGGUUGUAGUUAUUUACUCAUUAUUUUACAUGAAUUUCGACUGUCGAAAUGAGUUAGAAUAAUGCUUCAGGUGUAGUGCUGUUUCAUGUACUAUUUUUUAUCAUCAGCUUUUUUUUAUUUGCUAAAAGUCAAGCCAAACAUUUUAUCUUUAUAUUAUAUAUGUAACUACAUAGAGUUCAGUUAUAGGAGUGAGUGAAAAUAUAUUGUGGUAUUAGUAAUAAAUAUUUAAUAGGUAUUUUGUAGGCUACUGUAAGUUCGAAAUAUAUAUUUUUGAUGCCUAAAUAGCAGAUGUAGUAUUCGAAAUUCACUAAAUUUGUCUAUAUAAAAGUGAUCAUUGAAUAAAUAGCGAUACAAAAAGACUGUGUAGCUAAAUUAUUCUGUGAUUGAUCUCUAUUAAAAUAUAUUAACAUUUUUUAUCGGUGUUUUCUGAUAUUGUUGGGCCAUGCUUUUAAAUGUCAAUAAAGAAAUAAA
Molecule: messenger RNA, 2801 nt
Organism: Sitophilus oryzae (rice weevil)
Lineage: Eukaryota; Metazoa; Arthropoda; Insecta; Coleoptera; Curculionidae
Product: ubiquilin-4
Exons: 6
Coding region: 131-1885 (584 amino acids)
Biological process (GO): ubiquitin-dependent protein catabolic process
Cellular component (GO): cytosol
Molecular function (GO): polyubiquitin modification-dependent protein binding
Source: RefSeq, a predicted model, not a curated record